This is a messenger RNA of Didymodactylos carnosus, 885 nucleotides long. The record is from the annotation of a GenBank genome assembly. NCBI's taxonomy places the organism in Eukaryota, Metazoa, Rotifera, Eurotatoria, Philodinida, Philodinidae.
AUGGUUCGUGAAACUCCAGUAUCAAUCGAUACCGUUCAAGCUAAUGUUGGUAUUCGUUGUGAUGUUGAUCGUAAAUCAUCAAUCAAAUCUCUUUCAUCUCAACGUCGUCAUGGAUUAAGUUGUUCCUCAUCAACCUACGAGGACGAAGGUUUUCAUGAUUUAACAAGACGAUUAUCAGAAGCUGAAUCGGAUUCAGGUGAUUUUCUACUUAGUUCAACAAAUUGUUCAGGUUUAACAUCACCAACACCGUCCACAACUGUCGAAGAAACAAAAUCUGAACAACAAGAGGAAGACCAAAAAUCAUUAACAGACAACGAUUAUUGUUUAGCGGCACAAAUUUCCAAUGAUGAAAAAAAGCAAUUUUGUUCCGAUAUGUGUUUCGUAUUUCAUGCUGAAUUUGAAUUAACAUUUGGCAGAUAUUUUCGUCCAGAUAUAUGGAUUUUAAUGCCAGUUUUAUAUGACGGUUCAUUAAAACUGCCUACAGAAUGUGAUUGUGAUGUUGAAAUAGCUAAAGUUCGAUAUGAAUGUGAACAAUGUGGUCAUUGUUGGACAUCUAUGCGUGGACAAAUAUCAUUCUUCUAUAUCUAUAAUAAAUCAGCAUCGCAAGGAACACUCUAUUUUAAACUAUUUAAUCAAAAUUGUGAUCAAUGUAAUCACGUAAACAGUCCACUUUGGUAUCCAGAAGAAGUCUGUCGUGUAUUACGUAAUGCAUUUGUUAUUAUAUGGAGAAAAUAUUAUCCUCAAUUACAUGUACCAGAAGUGCAACCAAAUCAUUAUCGUCGUUUUGGCCAGCCAAAAGGACAGCAUCAUGGUUGUGAAUCAUGUCAUGAUGGUGUAUGUGUAGCAUUAGCUGCUCUUCAACUUGGUUGUAAACUCGUUAAAUAA